GUUAUAAAGCUGAAGAUAUCAGUGAAUGCUUAUAUAAAAUUCGUGAUAAUAGUGUUAGACCAAGACAUUUCCUUAACGUAGACAAUGAGGAUGAAAUAGAAGCCAUACUUUCAGAUCGUGAAGGCUAUUCUUUACAUAAAUAUAUUAAUGGUGAUGAGCCACUCUGGCCUAUCAUAGAUUUUGAUUUGCUAAUAGAAAUGCUAAAUGCUAUUUCAUCUAAGCUAUCAGACAAACAGGCUAAAAACACAUUUUGCAAUGCUUUUAGAGAU
Messenger RNA from Funneliformis geosporum, 269 nucleotides. Lineage: Eukaryota; Fungi; Glomeromycota; Glomeromycetes; Glomerales; Glomeraceae. The record is from the annotation of a GenBank genome assembly.